AUGUCUCUGACUCUAUCCAAAACCCUCUCCACCUCUCUGCUGCGCUCGCUGCAUUCUCUGCGCCCCAUCCAGGCGCGUUUCCUGCACCCGGAAACUGCCAGCACCAAAGGCGAAGACUUCUACGUGGCCGCCACUUUCCCGGAUGACUUCGAGGCACCGACCCUGAUCAUCAAGAAGAAGGGCGGGGCGCCGUCGUGGGAUGAGCUGCAUUCCACUCUGAGUGAGGCUUCGAUCAAAGCCGACCGGGGAGAAGUCGACUUCCGACCACUGGGAGGACGAGAUGAGAUUGAGAGGAUUCUGUGGCCGGAUCGAGAGGAUCCGAAGAUAGAUGAAAUGUAG
This is a messenger RNA of Aspergillus tanneri, 339 nucleotides long. RefSeq lists its product as uncharacterized. The transcript has 3 exons. The record is from RefSeq and is a predicted model, not a curated record. NCBI's taxonomy places the organism in Eukaryota, Fungi, Ascomycota, Eurotiomycetes, Eurotiales, Aspergillaceae. Bases 1 to 339 code for a protein of 112 amino acids.